CCCACUCAGCCGUGGCUGGCCGCCGGGCGAAAAUCAGAGCCUCCCGCGCCCCAUCACCCACCAUGGAAACCCUCCAAGAAAAAGUGGCCCCGUAUGCGUUUGCCUGAGGAUUCCGCACAAAAGAGGUGCCCAAAAUGAAGACCCUAAUGCGCCAUGGUCUGGCAGUGUGUUUAGCGCUCACCACCAUGUGCACCAGCUUGUUGCUCGUGUACAGCAGUCUCGGCGGCCAGAAGGAGCGGCCCCAGCAGCAGCCCCAGCAGCAGCAGCAGCAGCAGCAGCAGCAGCAGCGGACAGCGGCAACAGGCAGCGCUCAGCCGUCGGCAGAGAGCAGCCCCCCGUCGCGCCCCGGGGCCCCCGCGGGACCGCGGCCGCUGGAUGGAUACCUUGGCGUGGCGGACCACAAGCCUCUGAAGAUGCACUGCAGGGACUGUGCCCUGGUGACCAGCUCCGGGCAUCUCCUGCGCAGCCGGCGAGGCCCCCAGAUUGACCAGACGGAGUGCGUCAUCCGCAUGAAUGACGCCCCUACGCGGGGCUAUGGGCGCGACGUGGGCAAUCGCACCAGCCUGAGGGUCAUCGCACAUUCCAGCAUCCAGAGGAUCCUCCGCAACCGCCACGACCUGCUCAACGUGAGCCAGGGCACCGUGUUCAUCUUCUGGGGCCCCAGCAGCUAUAUGCGGCGUGACGGCAAGGGCCGGGUGUACAACAACCUGCAGCUCCUGAGCCAGGUGCUGCCUCGGCUGAAGGCCUUCAUGAUCACACGCCGCAAGAUGCUGCAGUUUGAUGAGCUUUUCAAGCAGGAGACUGGCAAAGACAGGAAGAUCUCCAACACUUGGCUCAGCACUGGCUGGUUCACAAUGACGAUUGCACUGGAGCUGUGUGACAGGAUCAAUGUUUAUGGCAUGGUGCCCCCAGACUUCUGCAGGGAUCCCAAUCAUCCUUCGGUACCUUAUCAUUAUUAUGAACCUUUUGGACCAGAUGAAUGUACAAUGUACCUCUCCCAUGAGCGAGGACGGAAGGGUAGUCACCACCGCUUUAUCACAGAGAAACGAGUCUUUAAGAACUGGGCACGGACAUUCAAUAUUCACUUUUUUCAACCAGACUGGAAACCAGAACCACUUGCUGUAAGUCAUCCUGAGAAUAAACCUGUACUCUGAGGAACGAGCAUGCCAGACCAAAUCAGACAACGAGCUGCUAAACUCCCUGGGCCAUCAGACACAAAAGAGGAACAGAACCUGUAGCAGGAAAUAGCCUCACUCCUCAAGAAGUACUAUGUACAGAUGCCCAUAAGACAUAACUACAAAGCAGUGCAGUUAGUUGGCUGAUAGGGAGAAUUCUAGAAUUAACGUAUCUUAAUGAAUGUUGUCUCAUUCAAAAGGGGUUAUCUUCGGAAUUGAGUACUCAUUUCAGCGAUGCUGCUGUGACUAAAAACAUUUUGGAUCUCUUUAAGUGUUGCCUUCGGAAGAGAAACAUGAGCAACUCAACAAUAUUAGUUGUAUAUUCCUUUAUAGAAAUACCAUGUCAAAAGACACUUUUCUAUCAAGUCGUAUCCUAACCUGACCUAUAACCUUUGUCACCUGUUGAACUCUGUGUGUGUGGUUUGUAAAACGCAGCCUGAAAGUGUGGACAUUGUUUCUAAAGAGCACAUCUCCACCGACUUUCAUAAAGCAAAUGCCCGGUAUUUAUUUAUUGACAGUUUUGUAGUGUACUCUAGGCCAGUAUUUUUAUAGAUUAUUAUGUGGUAAUUUAUCUUUAUAUUUAUUUAGGUAAUUUAUUCCAACUCCUGGAUCCCAAAUGAUGGUCAGAAAAGGCCUAGCAUUGGGUUGAUGAGUUACUGUGUCCACCAUGCUCAUUGGUAGCAUGCAGUUGGUAUUUAGCUUGAAAAUGUUGUCUUGCAUUUUUUAAACCCUUAGGCUUCAAGAAAAGCUGUGACAUUUUCCAAGGUGCAGAAAUGCUCCAAAUGACAAAACUGAAAACCAAAAACUGUGUCAUUAACACAAAAAGAUACUAACAAGAGAAACUUAAAGAUAGUUUUCUUUAGUAAUAAUUUAUGUAGGUCAUUUCACUUAAGCCCUAGUUUCCUAUUCCACAGAAUGAUGUGAACUUCUCGUUGAACCCUUUGAGGACUUUGCACUUGGAAUGAUGGGGCUCCUACAGUAGUAGCAGGAGCCUUUUUUAGGGGGCCUUUUAUAUUCCCCUACAACCUAACUUUCUUUUGUGGUUAAAACAUAGUUUCUCCUUGGUCCUCAUUAGCUAAAAUCUACUCCCUGCUUUUCUGGAGCUUUUUGCACCAAAA
Pteropus alecto (black flying fox) is the source of this 2293-nucleotide messenger RNA. It is a transcript of the gene ST6GALNAC5, whose product is annotated as ST6 N-acetylgalactosaminide alpha-2,6-sialyltransferase 5. Gene Ontology annotation, molecular function: alpha-N-acetylgalactosaminide alpha-2,6-sialyltransferase activity. The coding region runs from base 135 to 1154 and encodes 339 amino acids. The record is from RefSeq and is a predicted model, not a curated record. The transcript has 5 exons. NCBI's taxonomy places the organism in Eukaryota, Metazoa, Chordata, Mammalia, Chiroptera, Pteropodidae. Gene Ontology annotation, biological process: oligosaccharide metabolic process; ganglioside biosynthetic process.